CAAGUUCAAGCCUCGGCCUGCGGUUUUUGUGGCUUAAUUUUGUUUUCAUUCAUUCCGCUUCAGCUUUCGGCCUGAGCUCGUCUCGCUUUCAGUUGACAACGCAACGUUCAUGAUGUCUCAUACGCUGCGCCAGAAUCUGCUGCUGCCAACUGUGACGCUGCACGACCCACGCACGCACCUGCGCCGCCUGCCGCCCGCCUACAGCCCCGCCCAGACGCCGUACAGCCGGGAGAAGGACUUCGCACCACAGCUGCGCUACCAGCUGGAGCUGCCUAUUAAACCGAAGCUGAGGCCCUGCAAGGUCAUCUUUGUGGGCGACUGCGCUGUGGGCAAAACGGCCAUGGUGAAUCGUUUCUGCUAUGAUAAAUUUCAGUCCAACUAUAAAGCCACAAUUGGCGUUGACUUCGAGCUGGAGAACUUUAGCAUACUGGGUCACAAUUUCAGCCUGGAAAUGUGGGACACGGCUGGUCAGGAGCGUUUCAAGUGCAUUGCGGGCGCCUACUAUCGCAAUGCCAGUGUUAUUGUAGCCGCCUAUGACAUGUCCAAGCGAGAAUCACUGGAGGCAGCUAAGAAAUGGCUAUCGAGCGCUCUGAAUUACAACACGGCACAGAAACCUUUGGUAUUUCUGGUGGGCACAAAGGCAGAUCUAUUGACCAAAGAAGAGUUCAUGAGAAUGGAGCGCAUCGCAGGAGUCGCCGCUGCGGAUCUGAAGGCGGAAUUUUGGUCCGUAUCGGCGCGUUCUGGUUACAAAAUCACAGAGUUCUUUCAACGUUUGGCUGCUUUGGCUUUCGAAGCAGCCGUGCAGCAACAAUUGAAAGCACUGCAAGCCACAGCAACGGAGCAGACAACACAAACACAGGAAAAGUCGCACAAAUUUGAUUUACGUAAUUUCUUUGGUAGUCGCUCUGACAAACAAAAAAGUGGCUGUGCCUGCUAACAAACUUGCACUAAUUUUAUUUAACUACAAUAAACAAGCUUUUACACAAAUAUUCGUAGAAAAUUAUAA
This is a messenger RNA of Drosophila navojoa, 1006 nucleotides long. RefSeq names its product RAS oncogene family member RabX5 (gene RabX5). The record is from RefSeq and is a predicted model, not a curated record. NCBI's taxonomy places the organism in Eukaryota, Metazoa, Arthropoda, Insecta, Diptera, Drosophilidae. Gene Ontology annotation, molecular function: GTPase activity; GTP binding.